This is a messenger RNA of Halteromyces radiatus, 1077 nucleotides long. RefSeq lists its product as uncharacterized. The transcript is spliced from 4 exons. The record is from RefSeq and is a predicted model, not a curated record. The coding region runs from base 1 to 1077 and encodes 358 amino acids. Lineage: Eukaryota; Fungi; Mucoromycota; Mucoromycetes; Mucorales; Cunninghamellaceae.
AUGGAUAGCUUUUUAUUUGCACAAAAUAAAACUCAUUUACUUUCUACUGCAACAUACGAUUGUCUUUAUUGUGAAAAACCUCAGACUUUAGGAUACACACGCGAACAACUUUUCAAUGCCUGUCUUGAUCCUGGUGUUGUACCUGAAUAUUAUCUUUCUAUAGUAGUGGCAGCUCGACCUAUGGACUAUACAGCUGAUUAUCGUACAAAAUUACAAAAUACUAUUGAUAGUACUUUUCUUAUGGCUGAAAAGACAAAGACUCUAAUGGAAAUCAUUCUUGUGGAUUGGAACCCUCAACCUCAACGACGUCCUUUACGUGAUAGCUUUAGAUUUAGACGUUCUGAUUUCCUGACAUAUCGUAUUCUUACUGUGCCAAGACAAAUUCAUGAUUCCCUUUAUCAACCCGACCGCUCACCUACCUAUGAAUUCGAAGCCAAGAAUGUUGGUAUCCGUUUUGCUCGUGGUGAAUUUGUUCUUUGCAGCAAACUUGACGAUAUCUGGACAACCCAUCUUCAUAAUGCUGUGAAAUCAAGGUCUUGGCGAAAGGGAAUAUUCUAUACUCAGUCUCAAAAGGAUGAUUCUAAUGGGAUAAAGGAAGAUUCAGUUCAAUUAUCCAGUUUUCCAACUGAUGAUGAAUUAGAUCAAGCAUGCGGUAUCCACGAUGAUUAUCCUAUGGGUAGUUUUAAAAUGACAAAGGCGGUAGAAAUGAAUAAGGAUAACUAUGUACAAAUGACUCGACAUGCUGGCGAUUUCUCUUUAGCUGAUCGGGAUACUUGGAAGUUGACACAAGGUUAUCGGGAAAUUGGUGCCAAGACAUGGAUGGAUGUAGAACUAUUACUGACUGCAGCAUGGACACUAGACAUACCAAUCGCAUAUCAACCUACCAGUAUUUUUAACUGUCAUCAAACAUCUCGGUUGUAUAACAAUAACGACAUGAUGGAUAAUGUGGACAUUGAUGAUAUUAAAAGCAAGAAGAUUUCUUAUAUGAAUAAACCUGGCCACUGGGGACUACAAGGAAUUGAUUUAUAUGAACAAGGAAUGAAAUGUGAAGUCUUCCGUGGUGGAUUGGGAAUUUAG